This is a messenger RNA of Python bivittatus (Burmese python), 2274 nucleotides long. Lineage: Eukaryota; Metazoa; Chordata; Lepidosauria; Squamata; Pythonidae. The record is from RefSeq and is a predicted model, not a curated record.
CGUGGACGCGGCCGGCCCGGCCCCUGCGGGGGGAGGAGGAGGAGGAGGGAGGAGUGGGACAACCUGCCUUCCUGAGCCAACAGUAGUUUCCUCCGGGAUUUACUGGCUUUGGGAAGCCCCUCGGAAGACGGCUGACGCUGGCUCGGCCGGCUGGUCACUUGUGGGCCUCCUCUCGUUGCCCCCGCUGCUGUGCUCAUCCCGCGGCGGAGCCAUGGCCAGCACUAGCAGUCCUGAGGCCGUGAAGAAACUGCUGGAAAAUAUGCAGGGCGACCUACGGGCCUUGAGCCUGGAGUGCCGCAAAAAAUUCCCUCCCGUCAAAGAGGCUGCUGAGUCGGGAAUAAUAAAAGUAAAAACAAUAGCAACACGAAACACUGACAUCCUAGCAGCUUUGAAAGAGAAUAGCUCAGAAGUGGUUCAGCCUUUUCUAAUGGGUUGUGGAACAAAAGAACCAAAAAUCACUCAGCUGUGUCUAGCUGCUAUCCAGAGGCUCAUGUCUCAUGAAGUUGUUUCAGAGGUUGCUGCUGGAAAUGUUAUAAAUAUGCUUUGGCAACUUAUGGAAAAUAGCCUUGAGGAACUUAAGCUGCUUCAAACUGUUCUUGUAUUAUUAACAACCAAUACAGUUGUCCACGAUGAAGCACUUUCUAAGGCAAUUGUUCUUUGUUUUCGAUUGCACUUCACAAAAGAUAACAUCACCAAUAAUACUGCGGCAGCCACAGUCCGGCAGGUAGUUACUGUUGUUUUUGAAAGAGUGGUUGCUGAGGAUGAACGCUAUAAAGGUAUUAUUGAAGAACCAGUAGGAAUUCAAGGAAAUAGUAACAGAAGAUCUGUAAGCACCUUAAAACCAUGUGCUAAAGAUGCAUAUAUGCUUUUUCAGGAUCUUUGUCAACUGGUUAAUGCUGAUGCCCCUUACUGGCUUGUAGGUAUGACAGAAAUGACUCGAACAUUUGGUUUGGAGCUACUUGAAUCAGUCCUCAAUGAUUUCCCACAAGUAUUCUUACAGCAUCAAGAAUUUAGUUUUCUCCUUAAAGAAAGGGUUUGCCCGCUCGUGAUUAAACUCUUCUCACCAAAUAUCAAAUUCAGACAAGGCUCUAGUACUUCAUCUUCACCUGCACCAGUGGAAAAGCCUUAUUUUCCUAUUUGCAUGCGCCUUUUGAGAGUUGUUUCUGUAUUAAUCAAACAGUUCUAUACUUUGUUGGUAACUGAAUGUGAGAUCUUUCUAUCAUUACUCGUAAAGUUUCUGGAUGCAGAUAAACCUCAGUGGUUAAGAGCUGUUGCAGUAGAAUCCAUACACAGACUUUGUGUGCAACCACAACUCCUAAGGUCCUUUUGCCAAUCUUAUGAUAUGAAGCAGCAUUCUACCAAAGUAUUCCGUGACAUUGUGAAUGCUCUGGGAUCAUUUAUUCAAUCACUGUUUCUUGUACCAAACACAGGGAGUGCCUCAGCUACAAUAAACCAAACAGGAAGCAAUGUUCCUGGUGGUACAACUUCAGCACAGUCCAAUCCCGGAAUGUUAGGGAUUGGUGGAGGUGUGACUGUAUUACCUGCUUUUGAAUAUAGAGGUACUUGGAUACCUAUCCUCAAUAUAUCAGCACAGGGUAGUGCUAAAGCUACCUAUCUGGAAAUGUUGGAUAAAGUUGAGCCACCUACAAUUCCUGAAGGCUAUGCCAUGUCAGUAGCAUUUCAUUGUUUGCUGGAUCUGGUCCGUGGCAUAACUAAUAUGAUUGAAGAAGAAUUAGGACAUAUUGAAAUAGACAAUCAAGUACCAACAAUUGAUGCGCAGUCUUCACCGGCACAGUCUUUGGACCACCAGGAUUUUCAUUCAGCAUCUGGCCAAACUGACAAAGAUACAGAUCACAGAGUUGUUUGGGAAGAAAUGGUGAAUGCGUGCUGGUGUGGUCUUCUUGCUGCACUGUCUUUACUUCUGGAUGCUAGCACCGACGAAGCUGCCACAGAAAAUAUUCUAAAAGCAGAGCUGACAAUGGCUGCAUUAUGUGGAAAAUUAAGUCUUGUAACAUCAAGAGAUGCCUUUAUUACUGCUAUUUGCAAAGGUUCUUUGCCUCCUCACUAUGCCCUGACAGUACUGAAUACUACUACUGCCGCCCUUUCCAGUAAAUCAUAUUCCAUCCAGGGUCAAAAUGUUCAAAUGAUCAGUCCAUCAAGUGAAUCUCAUCAGCAAGUUGUAGCAGUGGGACAACCACUGGCUCUUCAACCACAGGGAACAGUAAUGGUAAAACAUAAUUUCUAAAUAUCCCUUUUCUGUUUCAUUUCCUAUAU